This is a messenger RNA of Petromyzon marinus (sea lamprey), 3036 nucleotides long. It is a transcript of the gene POLR2C, whose product is annotated as RNA polymerase II subunit C. Gene Ontology annotation, biological process: transcription by RNA polymerase II. Gene Ontology annotation, cellular component: RNA polymerase II, core complex. Gene Ontology annotation, molecular function: protein dimerization activity. NCBI's taxonomy places the organism in Eukaryota, Metazoa, Chordata, Hyperoartia, Petromyzontiformes, Petromyzontidae. The record is from RefSeq and is a predicted model, not a curated record.
AACCCUACGUACGAUGGCCGGUCCCCGUGGUAACGCCCCCCACAGACCCCGUCGUGCGCUUGGGGCCUAGCGGACGACGUUGCCCGAGAUGCCGUACGCCAACCAGCCGACGGUGAAGAUCUCGGAGCUCACGGACGAGAACGUCAAAUUCAUCGUGGAGGACACGGACCUCGCCGUCGCCAAUUCCCUCCGCCGGACGUUCCACGCCGAGGUCCCCACCCUAGCGAUCGACUGGGUUCAGAUCGACGCCAACUCCUCGGUCCUGCACGAUGAGUUCAUCGCUCACCGCGUCGGGCUCAUCCCUCUCACCAGCGACGAGAUCGUGGACAAGAUGCAGUACUCUCGGGACUGCACUUGCGACGAGUUCUGCGCGGAGUGCUCGGUGGAGCUAAACCUGGAGGUGAAGUGCUCGGAGGAUCAGACGCGGCACGUGACCUCACGUGACCUCAUCUCAACCAACCCCCGCGUUGUCCCCGUGACGUCGCGCAGCAGGGAGGACGACCCCAACGAUUACGGCGAGCAGGACGACAUCCUGAUCGUCAAGCUGCGCAAGGGCCAGGAGCUGAAGCUGCGGGCUCACGCCAAGAAGGGCUUCGGCAAGGAGCACGCCAAGUGGAACCCCACGGCCGGGGUCGCCUUCGAGUACGACCCCGACAACGCCCUGCGCCACACCAUCUUCCCCAAGCCUGAAGAAUGGCCCAAGAGCGAGUACUCCGAGCUCGAAGAGGAUGAGAUUCAGGCGCCCUUUGACCCCAACGGAGUGCCCAACCGCUUCUACUUUAACGUGGAGACGUCUGGCGCGCUGCGCCCCGAGAACGUGGUCCUCAUGGCGCUCGGCGUCCUCAAGAAGAAGCUGAGCGACCUCCAGACGCAGCUGAGCCACGAGAUCCAGACGGACGUCCUCACCAUCAACUAAACGGAACGCCACAUCGACCACCACAACCACCACCACAUCCACCACCACCUCCAGCGCCACAUCCAGAUUAUAAUCGGCACGAUCCGGUCGCGGUUGCACCACGAGCGGUAACCGCUUGCGCCGUCGCUCCCCCAAGUCAUGCUUCGUCACGGACGUGUCGGCGUGGCGGCCGGGUGGAGCCGCGAGUUCCGCUGAGUGUUCGCGCAGCUGUUAGCUCCUGUGUGUGAGAUAGUGGUGGGGGGUGGGGGGUGCUGCGUUUGUGUUCCCUGAGAGAGACACGGGCAGUGCUCUCCUGAUUGGUCGUGAUCGCCAACUGCGUGGGGGGGGGGGGUGGGGGGAGCAAUGGGAACUACAAAACCGAGACGAGGACAAACACGUGGAGAGAGGGGGGCGGGGGUCCUUUGCCUUGUGCUGGAGGUCGACUUAAUGUUAGAGGUAGGGCCAAUGGUGAGUUGGCUCGUGGUUAUGGGAAGGGCUAGUGUUAGAGGUAGGGCUUGUUAGGGUUCGGGACAGAACUAGUGUUUGGCAAGUUGGGAUUGAUUGGCUAAUAAUUUGUUGCGCUCAGAAACCGCCUCCCAGUUGUAACUCAUGGCCUUUGUCGGCGCUGUCCAGCCCAUAGUUUGUGGUGUUUGGCGCCCCUGGGAGACACGUCCCUGCACAACGGGGCGCUGCUUCCUAUCUUCUCGUCGAUGCGUUUGUUUGUCGUUUUCAAUAAACAUUUCCGAAUUUGCUAAGCACACGAAUAAGCGGCGACUCUUUGAAUAAAAAAAAAAUAUCCGCUUGACCAGUGUCACUCGCACGUGCAGAGAGGGGGGGGGGGUGUGUGGAGAAGUGCCGGCCUCUCCCCGUGCGGAAGAGGUCGCCUUGAAAGGAUCUCAGAAGUAGCUCUGUGAAAUCCACUUCAGUGGGCUGUUCUCGAAGUCAGAUAUUUCAGAAUGGAUUAGUCUCUCGACGUGACACCGAAAGCGAUGCAACUGGGGGAAAAGAGAAUUUAUGACUCGCCACCUCCACCCUUGCCGUAGGAAUGUGGAAUGACCACCGCUGGCUUCGCAGGGCUGUAAACGGGAGGAGGCUCCGAUGGCUCGGUGAGCGGAUGAGACCACUGACUGCUCUGCGAAUGGGUUAUGUUUAGCGAGGAGUGGUCUCAUUCUCGCACCCCCUGGAAUUUUAGCCGUGCGGCGGCGGUGAUGGCUUGCUGCUGCAGAGUGGCUGCCCGUGAUCCAGCACUAUGAAGGCAGCAGCAGCAGUGAGGGGUUGCUGGAUCACCGCACAACACGUAACACUCCCUGCCCGUAGGCGUCGAGUCGGUGCCACAUAACCCCGGCUCGUCAGUCAGGAGAAAGAAAGUGGACUUAAUCGCCCAUCCAGUUUCCAUCUGUACGGGGAUCGAGUGUUGCUGCCUCGUACGCGUGGCGUUUCCUCCCGCGUCUCUACACCGCUCAUUCGUUGGCCGAUAACGCCUUCGUGAUAUAUAGAGGACCACAGAGCUUGGUGCCCGCUUCUCAACACGUUGCUGCUGCCUUGACGCUCGGCUGUGUGGUUUGUUAGCGGUGGGAAGAGACCUCAAGAGGCGGCAGGAUGGAGUUGACGGGAUUGUCAAUUUUUGGCGUUCCCCUCGUUUGUCCAGAAAAAGCCUCAACCGACUCAUUCGCUCAAUUUAUUUUUUGAGUAAGAACUCGCCCCCCACGAAAGAGGGCAUCGCAUCGCAAUACGUUACAGUAUUAAAUGAAACCAAGGUGGCCCUACCUUUAAAAUCAAGACACACCUUUAAAAAAAAUAUCCAAAUGAUGGGGCAUACGCAAGGAAAAGCAAAAAGGAAAAAACAAUCUUACGUAGUUUUCACGGUUUUAUCUUCUCAAUGCAUGCAACACGUGGACUCCUCUCGUCUCCGUCUUGAUGAAUAAAUAAAACCUGUCCAACUGAAAUGUAUCGUGGUGUCGCUCGCCGGUGAAAGUGGUCUCGUGUUCAAUGAAACUUCAAUGGUAACCUCAUGGUAUGAGGUUAACUUCAAUGGUAACUUCAAUGGUAACUUCAUGGUAUGUGAACUUUAAUUGCAACCUCAUGGUAUGAGGUUGACUUCAAUGGUAACCUCAUUGAGGUUAACAAAUGGUAACCUCAUG